Messenger RNA from Hydra vulgaris (swiftwater hydra), 506 nucleotides. NCBI's taxonomy places the organism in Eukaryota, Metazoa, Cnidaria, Hydrozoa, Anthoathecata, Hydridae. The record is from RefSeq and is a predicted model, not a curated record.
AUGCAACUUUCUACAUCAGAUGAAAUAUAUGUUAAAGAAAGCAUUAAAAAUAAAAAUAACAAAUCAUACUGCUCUUUAUUGCCAGAACCUCCGCCACCUAUUAUGAAUAAGCCCAAUGCUAAAAUUUUUUUAAAAGAAGUUAUAGAAACUAAGUUGCAAGCUACUAGGGUGAAGUUGCUAGAAUCAGUGGACAAAGUGGUUACACUGGAUAAUAAACUAAAAGAUAAAAUCGAGUAUACUAAUUUGCUUGAUAGUUUAAAAAAGAUUGGUGGUGGAAAGCCAAGAGAACAUGUUUUUUUGAUCAUGAAAAGGUUAUUUUCGAAUCAGUUACAGUCCAAACUAAAUCGAAAAGGAAAUAGGGAAAAGAUAAGCUUAGAAAAUCUAGUAAAUAUAUGGAGUGUUUUACGAGAUAUCGGCGACGUGGAAGAAAAUGUUGACGGCAAUGCAGAAAAAUAGUUUCUUAUGUAUAUUUUUGUGAAAUAAAAAUUAAGUAAUGUUAGUUAAAA